UCUCGUCGUUUUCAGGACUUAUAGCUGGCCACUGGAAGGUCUGGUGGUGGGGGCACAUGUGAUUAUAUUGGCCCUCCUACCCAUCUCACAGAAAUGAUCAAAUGAUAUGUAAGCGGAUUGUAGGUGUGUGAGCGAGCAGCAGCGUUGUUACAUUGUGGCGAUGGAAGGUUUUUGUGGAUCGGUGCACCGCUACAUCCUGGUAAAGCAGAAAGAGGCAGUGCUGAGUUAAGAGACCGAAUAGACAUUUAGAUCAAAUACUGAGAGGGAAACACUUGGUCUGUUUCCAGAAAACCUUCGUUCUCUUGUGUAUGUAUCCUCUUGUUAUUUCAACGAUUCGAGUUUUUUGGGGGGCGGAGGGGGCGAAUCAAAAUUUAGUGUGGAUGCCGAAGGAAGGUCCGGUUGGUUGCGGAUAAAAAGGAACCGUAGCGGGGAGAACACAGCCCUCCCAACGGCGGAGAAGCGUCGCACCAUUUAGGGUUUUUCAUCACAACAUCUUUGGCUAUUAUUUCGUAUUUUUCGAUAGACGAGGAAGUUCAAUGGAAGAUAUGAGUUGUUUGGGCAACAGCAAGACUGAAGAUCAACGCAUUGACGAAAAGGCACAACAAGAGGCGAAUAAAACAAUUGAAAAACAGUUGCAAAAAGAAAGACGAGCAUAUAAAGCGACGCACCGGCUGUUAUUAUUGGGUGCUGGAGAGUCCGGGAAAAGUACCGUUGUGAAGCAGAUGAGGAUUCUACACGUCAAUGGUUUUAACGCAGAAGAAAAGAAACAGAAAAUCCAAGAUAUUCUGAAAAACGUAAAGGAUGCCAUAGUGACGAUAGUGUCAGCCAUGAGCACCUUGAAACCCCCAGUCUCUCUCGCCAACCCCGAAGACCAGUUCAGAAUCGAAUACAUCAAAAGCAUAGCUCCUCUCUCGGACUUUGACUACACACAGGAGUUCUUUGAUCAUGCCAAGAAGCUGUGGGAUGACGAAGGAGUGAAGGCGUGCUUCGAAAGGUCCAACGAGUACCAGCUCAUCGACUGUGCACAAUAUUUCCUGGACAGAAUUGACUCAGUAAGACAAGGACACUACAGUCCCACAGACCAGGACCUGCUACGAUGCAGAGUGUUAACUUCAGGGAUAUUCGAGACCCGAUUCCAAGUAGACAAAAUCAACUUUCAUAUGUUUGAUGUUGGCGGCCAGAGAGACGAAAGGAGAAAAUGGAUCCAGUGCUUUAAUGAUGUGACUGCUAUCAUCUUUGUGGUUGCCAGCAGCAGCUACAACAUGGUCAUACGAGAGGACAACAACACCAACAGGCUACGGGAAGCCCUGGAUCUCUUCCGCAGUAUCUGGAAUAACAGAUGGUUACCCACUAUAUCGGUCAUAUUAUUUCUGAACAAGCAGGACAUGUUGGCUGAGAAGGUAUUGGCUGGAAAAUCCAACAUCGAAAACUACUUCCCUGAAUAUGCCCGCUACAUCUUACCCAAUGAAGGUAGGCAGCAUUUGAACCUGCAGUGUGUUUCUGUCUGUCUCUGUUCUAUAGCAACUCCUGGUGAACCUGGUGAAGACCCCAAAGUGACUAGAGCUAAGUUUUUCAUCCGAGACGAGUUCCUGAGGAUCAGCACAGCCAGUGGAGAUGGCAGACACUACUGCUACCCCCACUUCACCUGUGCUGUGGACACGGAGAACAUCAGGAGAGUCUUCAACGACUGUCGCGAUAUGAUUCAGAGGAUGCAUCUGAGGCAGUACGAACUCCUGUGAAGGAAUGGACAGACAGACAAACACACACACACACCCAUCAAGCCUUCUGGGGUUUUAUUCAACCAUUUUGUAUCCUCGACCCCAAAAAACUGACCUGCCCCUUCCUAACCCCACCCUCUGUCCCGUCCCUCUGUCCUGAUGGGGACUACUAAGUACGACUGAGGUGUCAUCCUCUUCCUCUUGUUGGGAGACUGACUGAGGUGACAUCCUCUUCCUCUUGUUGGGAGACUGACUUGAGGUGACAUCCUCUUUCUCUUGUUGGGAGACUGACUGAGGUGUCAUCCUCUUCCUCUUGUUGGGAGACUGACUGAGGUGACAUCCUCUUCCUCUUGUUGGGAGACUGACUGAGGUGACAUCCUUUUCCUCUUGUUGGGAGACUGACUGAGGUGACAUCACUGACUGACUGACUUGCUGGCUG
Molecule: messenger RNA, 2157 nt
Organism: Oncorhynchus tshawytscha (Chinook salmon)
Lineage: Eukaryota; Metazoa; Chordata; Actinopteri; Salmoniformes; Salmonidae
Product: guanine nucleotide-binding protein G(olf) subunit alpha-like
Exons: 11
Coding region: 537-1739 (400 amino acids)
Biological process (GO): adenylate cyclase-modulating G protein-coupled receptor signaling pathway
Cellular component (GO): heterotrimeric G-protein complex
Molecular function (GO): GTP binding; GTPase activity; G protein-coupled receptor binding
Source: RefSeq, a predicted model, not a curated record